CAAAACUUCAAUAACCAUGAUCCUUCCAACCAUCAAAGUUCGUUUCUUCAUUUUUUGCAUUGUUGGGUUUGGGAUAGUCUCAGCUCAAUUGUCCUCUAAUUUUUAUGCCCAAACAUGCCCUAAUGCACUCUCAACCAUUAGCGCAGCAGUAAAGUCUGCUGUGAACAACGAGCCUCGCAUGGGGGCCUCCCUUCUCCGUCUUCAUUUCCAUGAUUGUUUUGUUCAAGGAUGUGAUGCAUCAGUACUAUUGGAUGAUACAUCGAGUUUCACAGGUGAAAAGACAGCGAAUCCCAACGCUAAUUCAAUAAGAGGAUUUGAGGUAAUAGACACCAUUAAGUCUAAAGUGGAGAGUUUAUGCCCCGGUGUUGUCUCUUGUGCUGAUAUCCUUGCUGUAGCUGCAAGAGACUCAGUUGUUGCUCUUGGUGGGCCAAGUUGGACAGUGCGAUUGGGUAGAAGAGACUCAACCACAGCAAGUUUAAGUUUAGCUAACUCUGACUUGCCAGCUCCAUCUUCGGAUUUAAGUGGCCUUAUCAACGCCUUCUCCAACAAAGGCUUCUCAACUAAGGAACUGGUUGCUCUUUCAGGAUCUCACACAAUUGGGCAAGCGAGGUGUGUGAGCUUUAGAACAAGGAUUUACAACGAGACCAACAUAGAUUCCUCUUUUGCAAAAUCAUUGCAAGGAAAAUGUCCUAGCACAGGUGGUGAUAGCAAUUUGUCCCCUCUUGACACAACCAGUCCAACCACCUUUGACAAUGCUUACUACAAGAAUUUGCAAAGCAAAAAGGGUCUUUUGCACUCGGAUCAACAGCUUUUUAAUGGAGGAUCCACAGACUCUCAAGUAAAUGCUUAUAGCAAUGAUGCCGCUAGUUUCAAAACUGACUUUGCCAAUGCAAUGAUUAAAAUGGGGAACCUUAGCCCACUCACUGGGUCUAGUGGCCAGAUUAGGACCAAUUGUAGGAAGACCAACUGA
Abrus precatorius (Indian licorice) is the source of this 970-nucleotide messenger RNA. Its product is annotated as cationic peroxidase 1-like. The coding region runs from base 17 to 970 and encodes 317 amino acids. Gene Ontology annotation, molecular function: peroxidase activity; heme binding. The record is from RefSeq and is a predicted model, not a curated record. Gene Ontology annotation, biological process: response to oxidative stress; hydrogen peroxide catabolic process. The transcript is spliced from 4 exons. Lineage: Eukaryota; Viridiplantae; Streptophyta; Magnoliopsida; Fabales; Fabaceae.